Kwoniella botswanensis is the source of this 639-nucleotide messenger RNA. RefSeq lists its product as uncharacterized. Lineage: Eukaryota; Fungi; Basidiomycota; Tremellomycetes; Tremellales; Cryptococcaceae. The transcript has a single exon. Bases 1 to 639 code for a protein of 212 amino acids. The record is from RefSeq and is a predicted model, not a curated record.
AUGAGCUGGUAUGACCAGCCAAGCCAUCGUCAAGGUCUGUGUCAAGAAUUUGACAGCGUAGUGAAAGUCAAGUGGCGAGAUCUUAGUAGCUUGAAAAGAUUAUAUAAAAACGAAGAUCUCCUGAAAGUUCUACCUCAGAUCGAGCUCAGCCAGAUUCCUCAGGGUGCCGUUCGAUUAUACUCUAUUGAGCCCACAGAUGAAGAUGCUCAUUUACAUGAUUAUCCCGCGGGCUCCAACAGACCUCAACCUCGAGAGUCUAUCGAGGCGGUUGCAACUUUGCAAGAGGCUUUGUGCAGAUCGAGCGAAAGUGAAAGUUUCGGGGAUGUCAGGAUCGAAUUGUAUUCAGAGCUUACAAACUACAACCCCAAUGAUGCCAGACAGAUGAAGAUGGUGGUACCAAGAGACAAUCCCCUCUACACUAACAUUCAUGCAUUAACCAGAAACAAGAGGUCUGAUGGUCUGAAUUCAUCGAUUUGGCAAUGCAAUACCGUCCAUGUCAAUGAUGACUUCUCAAGGAGUUUGACCGACUGUAUCUCUCAGGUCACUUUCGAUCCUUUACCUAGGGAUGUUACGAAGGAGGUUGCAAACUACCCUUUUGACCUACACUCAAUCGAUAAGAUUUCAGUUCUAGUGUUAUGA